Molecule: messenger RNA, 3962 nt
Organism: Sardina pilchardus (European sardine)
Lineage: Eukaryota; Metazoa; Chordata; Actinopteri; Clupeiformes; Clupeidae
Product: NACHT, LRR and PYD domains-containing protein 12-like
Exons: 13
Coding region: 131-3772 (1213 amino acids)
Biological process (GO): intracellular signal transduction
Molecular function (GO): protein binding
Source: RefSeq, a predicted model, not a curated record
AAAGGAUCAACAUAUCAGCUCAAGUCUGUAGUCCAUCCUGGUGGAGAGACGAAGAUAACGAUGAAAAACUGAACUAUGGGCUGGGAUGGCCUGACCUCCAGUGUAGCAGACCCAUAAUCUGGAGCCCACGAUGACUGCAGCGCUGAACGAAGUACUGAGGAAGACUCUGGACAACCUCUCGGGGGCCGACUUUAAGAGGUUUAAGUGCUACCUUCGGGAUGAGUACGGAAUGGCAUGGGGAAAGCUGGAGAAGGCCGACACAGAUGAUGCCGUGGACUUGAUGGUGCAGGUGCACAGCAUGGGGGCGGGGGCCGUCACGUUGACCAUCUUGCAGAAGAUGAACCACAACCAGCUGGCCGUGAACUUGGAGAGUGAUCUGGCAAAAUGUGGAGGUCAGCAGUGUUCCACAAGUCCGGCUGCAGGGGGUGGAGGGAUCAACAUGAACAUGUCUGGAGCACCUGCACCACAGCAAGCUGGAGACCAGCAGUGUUCUGCAGUGGGUGGAGGGAUCAAUAUGAACAUGUCUGGAGCACCUGUGUCACAGCAAGGUCAUGGCUCAGCACAGAAAGUUAAAAUACUGAAAGAGAAGCUUCAAACACACUUGAGAACCAAGUUUUCUGCUGUUCAUCAAGACACUGGAGUUAAAAAUGUAGAAGAUAUCUACACUGACCUUUACAUUGUUGAGGGCCGCACAGGUGGGGUCACCAAUGCACAUGAAGUGUCACCAAUUAACAUGAAUCAAAUUGGGAGAGGACCAAGCUCGGAAGAUAAGCAAGUUAACUUGGCAAACAUGUUCACUGACAGGUUUGCCACAAAAGUUUUGACUUUGGGGAUUGCUGGUGUGGGGAAAACGGUUGCAGUGCAGAAGUUUGUCACGGACUGGGCUAAUGGAGGAACAAAUCAAGACAUUGACUUUGUCUUUGUUCUUCUGUUUCGAAAGUUGAACUUGAUUAUGGAAAAAGAUUACACUUUUCUUGAACUCCUUCUUGCAUUUUACACGGAACUCAAAGAUUUGACAGAAUUGUCUGAAUUCGCAAACUGCAAAAUUAUUUUUGUCCUUGAUGGUAUGGAUGAAAGCAAGCUCCACCUAGACUUUGAAAAGUGUAUUAGUGAACUCAAUGAGAAGACUUCUGUGGACAUCCUCAUGACAAGUCUCAUUAAAGGAACAUUACUGAGUACUGCACACAUCUGGGUUACAACCAGACCAGCAGCAGCCAGUCUGAUCCCAGAUGAGUGCAUCAAUUUUGUGACAGAGGUGCGAGGAUUCAAUGAUGACCAGAAAGAUCAGUUCUUUCAGAAGAACAUAAACAAUAAAGAAAAAGCUGAGAAACUCAUUCUUUACAUCAAAAAGAAUAAAAGCCUUCACAUCAUGUGUCACAUACCGGUAUUCUGCCGUAUUAUAGCUAGUGUGGUAGAUGAAAUACUGGGAGAUCAGAGCAAAGAAAAAAAAGCCAAAACUUUGACGGAAAUGUACACACUGUAUACUUGCACUCAGUUGAAAAGAAUGAAUGAAUUCUUGGACAUUGACAUGAAGAUGAGUGCAAAAGAAAAAGGCCAGUUGCUUGUGAAACUUGGGAAACUGGCAUUCAAACAUCUGGAGAAAGGCGCCUUGAUAUUCUAUAAGCAUGACUUGAAAGCUUGUGGUAUUGAUGUCAGGGCUGGAGCAUUGCAGGCUGGAGUUUGUACACAGAUCUUCAAUGUUGAGGGUGCUGCAGCUGAAGAUAAUAUAUUCAGCUUUGUACAUCUAAGUGUACAGGAAUUCUUGGCAGCUCUUUACGUUCUUAACAAAAAUGCAACUUGUUAUUUGGGAAAUCGUCUCCCCAAAACAUGGAGGAAGACAAACCACUGGCUAUCUUCACCCUCAAGGUUUGACCUUUACAUGCUUGCUGUGGACAAGGCCUUACAGAGCCAGAAUGGACAUUUGGAUCUUUUUGUCCGCUUCCUCCUUGGCCUGGCUCCAAUGUUGGAGCCUCAAAUCAGGUCCCCCCUGAAUAAUGUGCUGCCACAGUUGGCUGUCAGAGAAACAUGUAUCAAGAACACAGUUCAAUACAUCAAAGAAGUCAUCAAGAGAGACGACUCACCAGAACGGACCAUCAACCUCUUCCACUGUUUGAAUGAGCUUGGGGACAACUCACUGAUUGAGGAGAUCAAUGGGUACAUAAACUCAGCAGAUGAGAAGAACCUGACUCCAGCCCAGUGCUCAGCUCUGGCUUAUCUGCUGCUCAUGUCAACUACAGACAUGGAGGAGUUUAAUCUGAAGAAGUACCUGAGAUCAGAGGAAGGGCUCCACAGAAUGCUCCCAGUAGUGAAUGUCACAAGGAGAGUUUGGCUGAAUCAUUGUCAACUCACUAAAGCGAGUGGUAAACUGUUAGCAUCAGUGCUACAGAGGACACCUUCCCAUCUGAGAGAGCUGGACAUGAGUAACAAUGGCCUGCAGGAUAAAGGUGUGAAACUGCUCUGCGUGGGACUAAGAUAUCCACAAUGCAAACUGGAGAUACUGAGACUUGCUGGUUGUAAGCUAACAGAGGAAUCCUGUAAGGCUGUAGCCUCUGCUAUGGAGUCACUGGUCUCCCUGAGAGAACUGGACCUGAGUGACAAUGACUUAAAGGAUUCUGGAGUUCAGCUUCUCGUUGCAAGACUAAGUAGCCCUCACUGUAAACUGCAGACUUUAAGACUUGCUGGUUGUAAGCUAACAGAGGAAUCCUGUAAGGCUGUAGCCUCUGCUAUGGAGACACUGGUCUCCCUGACAGAACUGGACCUGAGUCACAAUGACCUGAAGGAUUCUGGAGUUCAGCUUCUCGUUGCAAGACUAAGAAGCCAUCACUGUAAACUGCAGACUUUAAGACUUGCUGAUUGUAAGCUAACAGAGGAAUCCUGUAAGGCUGUAGCCUCUGCUAUGGAGACACUGGUCUCCCUGACAGAACUGGACCUGAGUCACAAUGACCUGAAGGAUUCUGGAGUUCAGCUUCUCGUUGCAAGACUAAGUAGCCCUCACUGUAAACUGCAGACUUUAAGACUGUCUGGUUGUCUCAUCACACAUGAGGGCUGUUCUCUUUUGAGUUCUGCCCUCAAAUCAAACCCCUCCUACCUCAAGCAACUGGAUCUGAGCUACAAUCACCCAGGAGACUCAGGUGUCAAACAGCUCACAGAGAGACUGAAUGAUCCCAACAGUAAACUAGAGACUUUCAUGUAUGACAGUGGAGGAAAGUGCAGGAUUAAACCAGGACCAAGAAAAUAUGCCUGUGAGCUCACGCUGGACCCAAACACAGUACGCAGAACUCUCUCUCUCUCUGAGGGGAACAGAAAGGUGACACAUGUGGAUCAGCAGCCGUAUCCUGACCACCCAGAGAGAUUUGACUACUACCCUCAGGUGCUGUGUAGAGAGGGUCUGACUGGACGCUGCUACUGGGAGGCUGUGUGGAGUGGUGGUGUGGUUGAGAUAGCAGUGGCCUAUAAGAGCACCCCGAGGAGAGAGGGGAGUGAGCAGAGCAGUGUGUUUGGAUCUAAUGCCAAGUCCUGGAGCCUGCACUGCUCUGGUAACAGUUACACUGCCAGGCACAAUAGUAAGGAGACUGCCAUACCUGUCCCCUCCUACCGCUCCAGCAGAGUAGGAGUGUACCUGGACUGGCCAGCAGGCACUCUGUCCUUCUACAGCGUCUCCUCUAACACACUCACCCACCUGCACACGGUCCACUCCACAUUCACUGAGCCCCUCUAUCCUGGGUUUUUUGUUUAUUCUGACUCCUCAGUGUCCCUGUGCCAGAUCACAUGACCUCCUAAUCCUGCAGCAGAGGAGAGCCACACACACUUAUUUACACACUCCUGUGUGUGUGUGUGUGUGUGUGUGUGUGUGUGUGUGUCUGUGUGUGUGCGUGCGUGCGUGCGUGUGUGUGUGUGUGUGUGUGUGUGUGUGUGUGUGUUGCCCCUGCUCCGCUGCUGUGUGUGUGUCUAUGGGAAGCCGU